Molecule: messenger RNA, 1707 nt
Organism: Rhipicephalus sanguineus (brown dog tick)
Lineage: Eukaryota; Metazoa; Arthropoda; Arachnida; Ixodida; Ixodidae
Product: sodium-coupled monocarboxylate transporter 1
Exons: 16
Coding region: 1-1707 (568 amino acids)
Biological process (GO): transmembrane transport; sodium ion transport
Cellular component (GO): membrane
Molecular function (GO): symporter activity
Source: RefSeq, a predicted model, not a curated record
AUGCCUAACAGUACCUUCACAGCGAUUGACUACGCAGUCCUUAUUGGGUCUCUGAUGGUACCAGUUAGCAUUGGAACGUACUAUGCCUGGCUCGACCGCAAAAGGACAACAAACAGAGAGUUUCUGAUUGCAAGCCGGCAAAUGGGAUGGUUUCCGGUCUCGCUUUCGAUGGUGGCCAGUUUUCUAUCGGCCACAUCAAUGCUUGGCCUGCCGUCUGAAGUGUUUGUCCGCGGCUCAGUUUUGUGGAUCGGUUCCAUAUGUGCCUGCAUUGCGAUAGUGGUGGCGGCCUUCGUCUUUCUCCCUGUGUAUUACAACAUGGACCUCACCAGCAUUAAUGAGUACUUGGAGAGAAGGUUCAGCUCCACUGCUGUCAGAAACCUGGCAUCAGCUUUAUUUAUUAUUCAAACGCUGCUGUACAUGGGCAUUGUGCUUUAUGGUCCAUCACUCGCUCUCGGUUCCGUGACCGGUUUGCCCGUGUGGAGCGCUAUUCUUUUAAAUGGAUUCGUUUGCACAUUCUACACGGCAGCAGGCGGUAUGAAGGCUGUCGUGUGGACGGACACGGUUCAAAUGGCCCUCAUCUAUACGGGAUACAUCAUGGUCAUUGCGGCAGGUGUUCACCACAGCGGAGGCUUCAACGCUAUCUGGCGGACCGCCCGAGAUGGAGGGAGGCUAGUAUUCGUCAACUUUAGUGUGAGCCCUUAUGAGACAUACACAACAUGGAACUGCAUUAUUGCCGGGACUUUGAACUGGCUGGCAAUCUACUGCGCCAGCCAAACGCAAAUCCAACGUUACUCAAGUAUCAGCUCUCUCAAGCACUCCCGAUGGGCCCUGCUUAUGAACAUUCCCGGUGUGGCACUGGUGUAUAUUCUGUCCGUGCUAUCAGGACUGAUUCUUUAUGUUGUAUACCACGAUUGUGACCCCCGGCUUACCGGAGACAUCUACAAAGCUGACGAGCUGAUGCCACAUGCAGUGCAAACAGUGCUUCAGGGCUAUCCCGGACUCGCUGGUCUCUUCGUGGCAGCUGUCUUCAGUGGCUCCCUUAGCACGCUAUCAUCCGGCUAUAGUGCACUCGCGGCUCUGACAUGGGACGAUUUUGUGCGACCCAGGGUAAACAUAAGUGAUGUGGCUGCUCUGAGACUCUCAAGGUGCAUCGCUGCUGCAUACGGCUUGCUCUCAAUUUCUGUCGCUUUUCUUGCUGGAAGCAUGGAGUCCAUUGUGCAUGCUACUGUAUCGCUACAAGGAGCACUGUACGGUCCACUGGUAGCUCUCUUCGCUCUGGGAAUGUUUGCUCCGUGCUGCAAGAAAAAGGGUGCGCUUACCGGAACCAUACUGGCCGUGGGGACAUCAGUAUGGCUGGUGAUGGGUGGCAUAGUUUACCCACGUAGGUGGGAUGCCUUGCCGACAUCUACUGCCGGAUGCUCAAAUUUCAGCGAGACAGUCACCAGUGGUUACAACGUUUCAGCAAUGACACCAAGGGGACUCUUCCGGUUUUACCACAUCUCCUUCAUGUGGGUCAUUCCUGUUGGUUUCCUUGUGCACGUCAUCGUUUCGUUGGUCGUCAGCACCAUUUUCGAGAGGAACACGAGUGAGCAUGUCGACCCCAAGUACGUCUGGCCGUUCGUUCGAUCAUGCAUGAUGAAGCCCACGCCCCGAAUGCCGGGCAAAGAAGACGUGCUCAUGGAACCACUUUCAAAGUUGUCUGAAUGA